Callithrix jacchus (white-tufted-ear marmoset) is the source of this 5671-nucleotide messenger RNA. RefSeq names its product sperm-tail PG-rich repeat containing 4 (gene STPG4). Gene Ontology annotation, biological process: epigenetic programing of male pronucleus. Gene Ontology annotation, cellular component: female pronucleus; male pronucleus; germinal vesicle. Gene Ontology annotation, molecular function: histone binding; chromatin binding. The record is from RefSeq and is a predicted model, not a curated record. Lineage: Eukaryota; Metazoa; Chordata; Mammalia; Primates; Cebidae.
AAGGAAGAAGAAAAGGAUUGGAAAAGUGAGAAAAGAGGGAGAGAAGCACAGAAAAGAGGAACAAAAUAAGGGGUAUAACAGACUGAGGAGGAAAACCAAAAAGAUGGGGAUCUGUGGGGCUGCCAUCAUGCUAGCCCACAGGAUCCACCACCACCGUGCCUGUCAUAUUGUGCUACUCUGUUAAGCCCAGAACGCCUGUGGGUUCCCUCUGUGCCCAAAGAACAAGAUGGUGGCAGUUAUGGGAAAAUAGGCCACGUUUUCUGUUUUGUAUCCAGAUUGUAUUUAAGUGACCACUUCCUUCAAAAGGUAUAAAUGAAAAACUCAAAAACUUAAGUGUACCUAGCAUGGGAAUUGUCAUAAAGUUAGGUAUUUACUGUUUCCUACCUUUAUAUUUUUCAACUUUGGCAUUUGUCCAUGUUGACUUAGGUUGUGCAAUGAUGUUUUAAAUAAUUUGCAUGUUAAAAAAAAACACUUUAGUUGGGGUGAGCAUCCUAUAGUUCUAUUAGCUAACAUUCAUUGUGCUUUUUAAUUCUGUAAGACGAGAAUUUUAGCUUGCCCAUCUGCAACAUUUUACAAAAAAGAUGUCCUUAGGAGCAAAUUGGUAGUGACUGCACCUUGUUUUAGCUUUUGCUGGCUUCUAUCAUUGCUUUCUCUAUAAUUUGAGCUACUCCAAAGGUGGUUAUCAGGGUUUUUGUUUUUUUAAAUUACGUUUUAAAUACUUAAUGAAAGAUAUCCAUAGCAAAGCAGAGCCAAGAUUAAAACAUUGAUUAUAAUUGUUACCUGGUUCUUACAGCCACAAGGUCUUUAAUUUCCCAGGAGUAAUUCAUUAUCUGGCAGGUUACUGCCCCCCCCCCCCCCGUUUUUGACUAUUUUAAUACUAUUCUAUUGGAAAACUGGAUGGUUAGUGAAGGAAGAGUGGUUAGUAUGUUUUAGAGCAAGGGGAAUUACAGGUGUUGAUAAUCCUAAUGGUAUCACAUACUCAGGGUAAUCAGUUAAAUAGGAAUAUUUUAGGUGUGCAUUCUAAUUCCCUUAAUUGGAUGUAUUAAGUUUUGUCAAAAGGAAAUCAAGGUUUGUUUUUUGUAGAGACAAGGACUCACUAUGUUGCCCAGGUUGGUCUUGAACUCCAGGGCUCAAGUGAUCAUCUCACCUCAGCUUCCCAAAGUGCUGGGAUUAGGAGCAGGGCUUUUUAAAAAGUUAAGUGAAAUAAUGAAAGCAAGGCAUUUAGCAUUGUCUUUGGCAUUUGCAUUAAGUGCUCAGUUAACUAUGCUAUGAAACCAGUUAUGACCCCGAAAAAUGAGGGAAUUGGGCAGUUGAUUGGUGUUUUUCCAGUAUCAACAAUGAGGUUUAUAUAAAUUGAUAUCAAGAACAACAAAGGUAGAAGGAGAAGCAUUUUUUGGGCUCUUGGUAUGUCAUAAUUGGUCACAAUUUCUCUCGAAAUCUUUACAAAAGUCACAAAGUCUUGGCAUCUUGAUUUUACAGGAAACAAGUGUAUAACCAUUAUAUAAUUUAACUGGUCAUAAUGAGCUGGGUUCAAAUUUCAGUUCCAAUGCUUCUACAACAUAAUCAUAUUUGAGCCCGAGACUGUGAUAUCAGCUUCAAUGUCUUUGUUUUUCCUUUUUCUUUUUGAGACGAGUCUUGGCACUGUUGCUUGGGCUGGAGUGCAGUGGCGUGAUCUUGAAUCACUGCAACCUCUGUCUCCUGGUUUCAAGCAAUUCUGCCUCAGCCUCCCACGUAGCUGGGAUUAAAGGUAGUGGGUUUAAUUACCCACGCUGGGUUAAUUUUUUUGUAUUUUUAGUGGAGUUGGGGUUUCACGAUGUUGGCCAGGCUUGUCUCGAACUCCUGACCUUGUGAUCUGCCCACCUCGGCCUCCCAAAGUGCUGGGAUUACAGGUGUGAGUCACCGUGCCUGGCCCCACCUUCAAGUCUUAACCAAACUAUUAGUGUUAUAUUAGGAUUGUGGUAAUUGUACCAACCAUGAUACCGUCUGUGGCUUGUUUGCUCUCAGAUGACUCUCCCAAUAAACCAUCACUAUUGCAGUUAAAUAUCACCCUUGGUGUAAGAUAUUUUCCUAAAAUUUUUAGAAGACAGUAACAAUUUUAAAAUCUGAUAUAUAACAGAGGCACUGUUGAGCUCUGUUAGAGAUUUGUAUUCUCACAAGAAAUGCUUCUGCCCCUCUUUGAAAAACCUUAUGAUAAUCAGGAAAUAAAUCUUAGUGAUACUAUAUAAGACAAUGUUUUCUUAAAAGAACAUUUGUUUAUCCUACAUGCUUAAUCUGCUUUAUGGAUAGUCCUUGAAGUCAUUGACCCAUGUUUCUAUUUUUGAGAUACUUAAACUAUUUUCUCAUCUAGAUGUUCCCAUCUCUAAUGUCACACCUUGUAUGGGUUUCUGGACUUCUCUGUACUUUUCAUAUUCUUUUAGUCUCUAGGGUAUCAGUCCCUAGUCUGCUGAGCCAGUUUUACAGGCUCAGCCAAAAUAAGAAAAUGAAAUGAGGCACAGGGAACAGACUUGAUUAAUCUCUUAACAUUUGUGAGAACUUUGGUAUUUACUUGCCUCUUCACUUUCUAAUUUCAGUUGUUCAUUUUAAACCCAGUACCUGGGUUUUUUUUUUGUUGUUGUUGUUGUUUUUUAAGGCUAUGUGAAAUGAAUUUAGAAUCCCAGUAUUUUAAGGAACUAGAUGAAGUCCUUUAGUCACUUGCUCCUCAAAAAGUAACUCAGAAUCACCUAGGAACUUGUUGGAAACGCAGAAUCUUAGGCUCUGCCUCAGAAUUGGAAUCAAUCUGCUUUUUAACAAGAUCAUCAGAUGUUUUGUAUGCAUUUUAAUUUUUGUAAAGCACUGCUGUAAUCUUCUCUGGUUUACUUAGAGGGGAAAACCAGUCAGUGGUUUAUUCAACAAAUAUUUUAGUCCUUGUGUUCGAAUGGCUCAAUUAAAAAACAACCUUGUGUUUUGGGUAUGUUUAAAAUUAGAGAAACAAUUUGUCAUAAUGUGAAUCUUCCAGCAGUGAUAGGCACAGGGUCCUUUGGGACUUGGUGGAUUAGGAUUAGAGGUCUACUCAGAGGAGUUGACCCUUGAGAUUUUCCAGGUGGUCAAAGAAAGGAAUAGCAUUUCAUGCAGAAGGGCUAACAUAUGUGGAGACAGAUAGAAUUGCAAGCAUGAUACAGCAGAGCAUGCCAUUUUCAUAACGGAGAGAAGUGGCCGGGCGCCGUGGCUCACACCUGUAAUCCCAAUACCUUGGGAGGCCGAGGCAGGAGGAUCAUGAGGUCAGGAGUUUGAGACCAGCCUGGCCAAUAUGGUGAAACCCCCAUCUCUACUAAAAAUACAAAAUUAGCUAGGCGUGGUGGUGCACACCUGUAGUCGCAACUACUCCGGAAGCUGAGGCAGAAGAAUUGCUUGAACCUGGGAGGUGGAGGUUGCAGUGAGCUAAGAUUGUGCCACUGCACUCCAGAAGUGAGAGAUUGGAUUGUAAAUGUUGCUUUUUUUGUUCAGCUCACACUGACUGCAUUGUGCCAGAUAUGGUUCUGAAUUUCAAGUUAAUCUUUAUAACCUAUGUAGGUGGGUACCAAUUUUAUUAUCCCCUUCUAUAUAGAUGAGGAAAGAAGCAGAGUAAGUCAGCAUAUGCAACCAGCGUCCAAGUCCUGGUAGUCAGGGAGGAGAGUGAUUCAAGAAUGGGGGAAUAAUCAAUGCAGCAAUGAAAAUUGAAGGCCAAGUUUGAUAAGAGCUGAAAAUCCCCAUUGGAUUUGGCAGUUGGAUCACUGGUGAGUUUAAGUGCAAUUUUAAUUGAAAGCUGUGUGCAGGCCAGAUUAAGAAGGUUUUAGGAAAGUAUAUGGGAAGUGAGAAAAGAAUUGAGUUCAUAUCACUCUUGAAAGUUAGUAAAGGGAAGCAGAAGCUUCAUGGUGUAGGGCAGUGGAGCUGUAGAGUCAGGUUUGGAUUUUAAUUCUCACAAUGCCACUUGUGUGUGAUGCUGAGUGAACUGUGCUAAACAUCCAAGGAAACCUUGUUUCGUCAUCCAGAAAAUGGGACUAAUACCUACUUUGUAGAGUUGGUGUGAAGAUUAAAUGAGACUAAUGUGUGUGAAGUCCCUGGAAUACAGUAGAUACUGUAUAAAAUGAAAUUAAGGUAGUGGAGGGUUUGUUUUUAAAGGUUUGUUUAAAGGUUGAGAAGAAGCUACAGCCUAGAGAGGCUGACAGUAAAAAGGGUCUACACUGAGAAGAAUGGGGUGGUCUGUGAUUUCACAGCUAGUGAAACCUGCUGUGAGUGGUUCUCACUCCACUCUGCAAGUCAGAGGCAAGAGAAGUCAGCCCCAGUAUUUCUAUUUGGAGGAGCUUAGAAACAAUCUUAGAAAGUGGGUGCUAAGGCAGAUUGCUCACUAGAGACAAACGUGGCGCUCCAGAGCCCGCGGGCCACACGCGCCUCCUAGCAACCGGACGCCAGGCUCAGCCUAGGGAGAGAGGAGGCCAACCAUGGAUCAGUCAGCCAUCGCCAUUGCCUCCCCCACGAUAAGAGAAGACCUGGUGGGUGGUAGUGCCUCGAAACCAGAUCGAAAGACUUCCUCUUUUGAAAGAGAAGGAUGGUGGAGAAUAGCAUUAACAAAUACUCCUAUACCUGGCACUUACCACUUGAAAACUUUUAUUGAAGAAUCCCUAUUAAAUCCAGUGAUAACAACCUACAAUUUUAAAAAUGAAGGAAGGAAAAAGCCACCUCUUGUGCAAAGAAACAAUCCAGUUCUAAAUGAUCUUCCGUACUAUAUGCCUCCUGACUUCCUGGACCUGUUAAAGAAGGAAGUGGCUACUUACUCAUUCAAAGACAAACCACGGCCAAGCCCCAGCACACUAGUUGACAAAGAUCAGUCGCUUCAGCUUUCUCCCGGUCAAUACAGUGUGCUUCCUGCUCCAGUUCCCAAAUAUGCUUCCAGGAGCUGUGCAUUUCGUUCAUCAGUUCAAAGAUUCCCAACAACCUAUUUUAUUCCCUAUGAUCCACUGAAAGUUGUUUGUGCCAAGAUAAAUGGGAGUGGACUAUGUGCUCUUUCUACGUUCCUUUUAGCUUUAUGUAUAAGGUUAAAGAAAAACAGCUUAGAACUAAAUACUGAUACAUUCCAGCAUGGAGAAGCAAGGCCAGUAACUAGCUCUGGCUCCCACAGCUGAAACGCGAAAUCACUGGUUUCUAAGCCUGCUGAGCCUCAUGUUCUCAUCUGUUAAAUAGAGAUAUUAGCACCUCCUGCACCAGGCUGGCAUUAAAAUGAAAUGAAAGUAAGUGUGUGAAUGGGCGCUGUGAAGUAGAGAUGGCGGCAGGGAGGGGCAGCUCUCUGGCUCUCCAGUCUAUGGGGAGCUGUCAGUGGGCAACAGUGAAGCCUGCCUGCUGAACCUGUUUUGGGUCAGGGUAGAGAGGAGCCCUGGAAGACCAGCACCCAAAGGGCUUUAACCUGUUCCUGCAGGUGAGGAUUCCGAAUUAAGGUUUGCAGAAACUGGAAGUACAUGGUGACAUUUAGAUGUUUACAUCUGCCAUCAAUUUGUAAAAACCUUUCUCAUGUUCAUACACAUAUAAAAUGCAAAAAAGUAGUAACUUGACAAAGAUGAAUUUCAGGUUCCUCGGUGCGUGUUUUUUUCUUUUUUAGAGAUGGGGUUUUACUGUGUUGGCCAUGCUGGUCUCAAACUCCUGGGGUCAAGAGAUCUACCUG